AUAAAGAAAUACGGGCCUGCUACACAUACAAGUUUACAAGCUUACAAGUUGGCCCAGCCCAAAUAGAACUCACGCGCAUAAAGAGAAAUAACAUGGCGCGUCAAAAUCACGCGCUCAACACUCAAACGGUUACGUAUGGCAGAUUCUUCCACUUCUUCCACUUCUCAAAGCGCUUCGAAAACAAGGAAACCCUCCCAUUUUCGAACGAAAAUCAAAGUUCAAAAUAUACAAAUCGUUGUUCAAAACCUCCAUCAAAACACCAUCAAACUCUCCGUGAAGAAUCUGAAGAGAAAACAAAGCAACAAUACUCAACAGAAAAUGGCAGCAAGAAACCAAACAAAAGACCUUAAGUGUGCCACACAUCUCCUGAGUGAUAAGUUCAGAAACAUGACUGAGGAGAAGAAGGCAAUUGUGAGGGAUUUCGGAUUCGGUGGGUUGAUGCACAUCCCACCACUAAGGGUGGAUCACCAACUCUUAAGGGAGUUGGCAAACAACUUCAAACUUGGGGAGAACAGACUGAAGACAGGAUAUGGUUCUUUCCAAAUAACACCAAAAAAAAUAGGUCAUGCGCUUGGCAUCAAUGCAACAGGAGAUCUAUUUCCUGAGAAAGUUGAGUAUAAGAAACUUUCUGAUGAUGACAAAAUAAUUUAUAGAAGAUUCCAGGGUAAGACCCUCAAAAGUCUUACCGAUGAAAUGAUGGAAAUCGGCGUUGGCAACGAAGAGGAACGCCUGAUGUUCAAGAGGAUAUUCAUCCUCUACAUACAGAUGGCGUUCCUUUUGCCAACGACGAUAAACAAAAUAUCGCCCGUGCACCUGGCCCCAAUUUUUAAGAUGGAGGGCAUAUCGGAGAGAAACUGGGGGGCAUGUUUUGACCUUCAUGGUCAAGGGCAUCACAGACUACCAGGAGAAGAAGAAGAAGGUAAUUAAUGGCUGCCUCUUCGCCCUGAUGAUAAUCUACUUUCAUCUUUCAAAAAACAAAUGCAAGAAGAGGGCUGAAAGACCACCAAAGCCCUGGAUUGCCAACUGGACUAAGGAGCAGUUGGUGGAAAGAAUGACUGCAGAAAGAGAGGAAAUUUUGG
This is a messenger RNA of Arachis ipaensis, 1079 nucleotides long. RefSeq lists its product as uncharacterized. The record is from RefSeq and is a predicted model, not a curated record. Lineage: Eukaryota; Viridiplantae; Streptophyta; Magnoliopsida; Fabales; Fabaceae.